Polistes dominula (European paper wasp) is the source of this 6391-nucleotide messenger RNA. It is a transcript of the gene chb, whose product is annotated as CLIP-associating protein. Gene Ontology annotation, cellular component: basal cortex; microtubule organizing center; kinetochore. The record is from RefSeq and is a predicted model, not a curated record. Gene Ontology annotation, molecular function: microtubule binding. Lineage: Eukaryota; Metazoa; Arthropoda; Insecta; Hymenoptera; Vespidae. Gene Ontology annotation, biological process: establishment of mitotic spindle localization; mitotic spindle assembly.
AACGGUAGGACAGUGAAAUCAAGAUGGCGUCGCGUGUAUGGUGCGGAUGAUCGCAGUGCUCGUACGUUAAUAGAGAUUACACCAAAGUUAGACGUAUUAUCGGGCGCCAUGUCGGGAAAUCCGCGGGACAUGGACGGUUUUAUGCCGUUGCUGUCCACGACGGAUAUAAAGAAAAAACUUUCAAUCGGUGAUUUAGUACUAAACUACCUGGGUGACCCGGAUAAGAGCAUCGAAUGCCAAGACAUCGGACUUUUUAUCGACAAUGUGAUACCAUGGUUAAGCAACGGCAAUCCAAAGGUCGUUCAAAAUGGGUUGGAGAUCCUCACGUAUCUUGCCGAUCGGAUGGGUCAUGAUUUUAAGCCUUAUAUUUCUACAGUAAUACAGCCAAUGAUAGAUAGGCUAGGUGACAGCAAAGAUGCGACUAGGGAGAAGGCUCAUUUAGUUCUUCUUAAAAUUCUGGAGAAGGGUUGCUUAACACCACAACAAUUGUUGGAUAGAUUUCGUCCUGCUUUCACUCAUAAAAAUGCCAAAUUAAGAGAAGAAGCAUUGGUUUUAUUAACGACAACCUUGAACGAGCAUGGCGCAGACGAGAUGGCUCUCUCUGGUGUGAUUCCCAGUAUCGUCAAAUUACUCUCGGACCCGUCCGAAAAAGUUCGAGAAACUGCAUUAAACACGUUAACGGACAUGUACAGACACAUUGGCGAGAGGUUGCGCGUCGACUUGCAGAGGAAACACAAUGUGCCGCAAGCCAAACUUCUCUUGUUGAUCAAAAAGUUCGAUCAAUUGAAAGCAUCCGGCGAUUUGUUACCUCUCGCAAUGUCAUCCGAUGUUGGUAAAGACACAGAUGAGCCUGACAGAGCGAUUAAGUCAGCACCUUUGAAAAGAACGGCUGCACCUCUCAAAAGAGGCCAAUUUGGCCCAGCGAAGACACCAAGUUCUGCACUAGCUACGUCCAUACAUGCAACGGUUCUACGAGCAACAACCGUCAGUAGGUCUAUGUCACAUAGAUCAACAUCAGGUCAAGCUGGUGCUGUAGAUGAAGAAACAUUUUUAACAUCGUUUGAGGAUGUACCAACGGUUAAUUUAUUCUCUGCAAAGGAUUUGGAAGAACAAAUGAAAAAUAUUAAAGAUAUUGUUGGAGAUGAUAAGAAAGACUGGAAACAAAGAACAGAGAGUAUGAAAAAACUUCGAGCAAUUGUACUUGCUGGUGGUAUGAACUAUGAGAAUUUUUUGGAUUGUCUUAAAAGUAUACAGCGACCAUUUGAAACUGCAUGUACAGAUCUUAGGUCACAGGUUGUUAGAGAAGCUUGUAUUACUUUGGCAUUUCUGAGUCAGCAUUUAAAGACCAAGUUUGCCAGUUUCGGAGAAGCAGUUCUUUUGACUCUAAUGAACCUCAUACAGAAUAGUGCCAAGGUCGUGGCAACAGCAGGGGCUGUAGCAGUUAGAUUUAUCCUUCAAAAUACCCAUUGCAGUCGAUUCAUCCCAAUCAUUACAUCUUCGUUAAAUAGCAAGAGUAAAGACAUUCGUCGGGCUUCAUGUGAAUAUUUAAAUUCAAUUUUACAAACGUGGCCUACUCAAAUGUUGCAAAAACAUGUAAUGGUGUUGCAAGAGGCUAUUAAGAAAGGAAUCGCUGAUUCUGAUUCUGAGGCAAGAGUAUUCGCCCGAAAAUCCUAUUGGGCUUUUAAAGAACAUUUUCCUGAACAAGCAGAGAUACUUCUCAACAGUCUUGAUGCAACAUACAAACGUUCACUAAUGUCUCUUAGUAACAGCGGAAGCAUCAACAGUUUAAAUGUAGUAACACGAUCAACGAGCGUUAGUCCAAGAGCGUCAAGACCUGCGUUAAGUGCCACAGGUAGUACGGAAAAUUUACAUCAGACACCAGGCCAACCUCAUGGCCCUCUCAGACGUACUCCGUCAUUACCUCGUUCAUAUCGCCAGUCUGGUAUCCCAAUUCUACAAAGACCCACAGAUAAUCAUUAUCGAGUCACGCCGGGUGUUAGAUCUACUAGUGCGAUAGAUUUACAAGCUGCCCAAAGAGCUAAAGCAAGAUUGACAUAUGGAAAUAUGAGUAGAUACAAAGCUACUCUUCAUAAUGAUCAUAGUCAUCAGGGUAAACAAGCAAGACACAGUAAAUCUCCUGAUACCGCUGCUGUUGCUAGUCCUGAGCGGACACCUAGGACAAGAACGAGGGUAGCAGGAGUUUCACAAUCGCAACCCAGCAGUAGGUCAGGCUCACCAUCGUCGAGGUUGAGUUAUACAACUUAUAAUCGUGAAGGAGAAUCAUUAAUAGCAAGACCAAGGAAAUUAUCUGGACAUGGUAUUCGGAGUACAGGCAAUAGUCGUGAACCUAGCCCACAAAGAUUUGGAAUGGAUCGAAGUUUUGGUUCUAAAAUGCGAGGAAGGAGUUUACAUAUGUCACCAACAGAUAGGCCUCAGUCUAGACCAGUUUUGGCACAAAAGAUGUUACAGCAAUCUCGUGAAGCGGAGUCUGCUUUAGCAGAUGCAUUUACCUUUGAUAGCAUUGACAGUUGUUAUAAUAGAGCUACAAGAGUCAAAAGCGAACAUAGCGAUGACAGCGAAACUAGCAGUAUAUGCUCAGAACGCAGUAUGGACAGUUUCAGACGACCUAGUGAUUCGUUCUCAUGGAGUGGCUCCCAACAAAGACUGUACCGUGAUAACUGGGAUCAGUCUAUCCCAAAGGAUAUUAAAGAAAUAAUAGAAAAUUGUGCUCAUAAACAUUGGGGUGACAGAAAGGAGGGUUUGCUGGGGUUACAACAUUUCCUUGCCAAUGGACGUACAUUGAGUGCAAGUGAAUUGCGUAAAGUUACGGAUAUUUUUACUAAAAUGUUUAUGGAUUCGCAUACCAAAGUGUUCAGCUUAUUUCUGGAUACUUUAAAUGAACUAAUUACGACACAUAAUGAAGAUCUUAGUGAUUGGCUGUACGUUUUAUGUGCGAGACUUUUAAACAAAUUGGGUACAGAUUUAUUAGGAUCUAUUCAAGCUAAAAUUCAUCGAACAUUGGAUGUUGUAAGAGAAUCUUUCCCUGGUGAACAAUUAUUACCAGCUGUAAUGAGAUAUUUAACCGAUCCGACACAAACGCCAAAUUCUCGUGUAAAAGUUGCUUCCCUUACAUUUGUUACACAAAUAGCGGAAACGGCAGAACCUUCUGCACUAAACAAUUCUGCAGGAACUGCUCUAGCUAGAUUACUUGACUGGACGAGCGAUGUAAAAAGUCAAGAUGUUAGAAGGCACGCACAGGAAGCGUUUAUAGCACUCUACAAUUUAAAUCCUCCACAAGUUACAAUGAUUUUAGCGGAAUUACCGAAAUACUAUCAAGAAGCUGCAUUGCCCUUGGUUCAAAAUUAUUUGAAGUCAUCAGGAUCGAGUAAUCCAGCUUCUCCUGGCACACCACCUCCAAGAGCUCAACAUUCUCCUGCUCGUAAUAAGAAGAAUGAUGUUGAUACGGCGGAUGAAAAUUUGGAAGAAGUUUAUAAAAUCUCUUCCUACAGAUCGUUGCGACGUACAACAGCGGAAAUUCAAAAUUAUGGAUUCGAGCGUUUAGAAAGAGCUACAACAAGCAAAGAUAGUGGUAUUAGUAAUAUGGCUGAUUUAGAAGAAAGAAUAGAAGGUCUAACGUUAUCUAAUUCGGGAAGGUCUUCAUCAGUAUCAUCACCAACACAAAGAGGACGAUCUGUUACAAAUAUAACAGUAAAUGGUUCGAGUGAUACAAUUGCUGGAGAUCUUAUAUUACCUCAAGAAAACAAUGGUUAUAAAAAUCAUGGAUCAUCCCCAGAUUCCGCCAAAAGACCAGAAAUAUUAGAUAAUAUGAUUAAAACUAUACAAUCUAAAUGUACGCAAACUUCCGAAAAAAUAACAGCUUUGCAGAAUUUUCAGGCAUAUGUUCGAGAAGGAGACUCUACAUAUGUCAAACAAAAUUUCAAAAAACUUCUCAAAACAUUAUUAGAUAGGGUAAAUAGCGAUAGUCAACAGUUACAAAUAGAAGUACUUCAAACGUUAAUCGAAAUGCUCAAAUGUCCAGAACUUUUGGAAUGUUUCUCUGUUUUUCCUGAAUUGUUGGUAUUGAAAGUAAUCACUGCCCAUAAGUUUGAUGAUCAGAAAGCUGAUGGUACUUCUAGCGGAGAGAGUGUUAGAGCGCCGGUAAGAAUGUCAGAGGCACAGGUUCUUCGGACAGCGGAGAAGUGUGCAGCGACAAUUGCUACUGUUCUAAGACCAGAACAAAUUAUUCUUGUUGUAUCAACUAUAAUAACAACAGAACCAUAUCCCUUAAAUAUGGGAGCGAUUAAAAUGCUUCACAAGAUAGUUGAACACUGGGGACGUGAAGCUAUAGAGCCUCAUCUUUCAAAAAUUAUGCCAGGACUUAUUAAGGCAUACGACGAUGCUGAAAGUACGGUUCGUAAAAGUGCAGUUUUUUGUAUGGUAGCAAUACAUGCAGCGGUUGGGGAAGAAGUUUUAAAACCCCAUUUGAGUUCUCUUUAUGCAAGUAAAUUAAAGCUUUUGUAUAUUUACAUACAACGUGCACAGCAAACGAACAGUCAACCGGCAAGUCCACGAAGCAACAGCAAAAAUUAACUAACAACUAAUUCUGCGACAUUAAGGAUCGCAAUAUUAAGGAGAUUCGCGCGCCUAAGUGCAAGACAUGAACGAAUGUUGGUUAGCUUUCUUAGCAAAUCGAGUCCGUGAUUGUUGAGAAAGAAUCAGUCGUCGGUAAUACGAGUACAGUUGUGCCUCCUGACAGUGAUGUUACACGAAGGCGAAUUUAAAACAAAUUUUUUGGAAAGUGAAAAAGAUGACAUUUUAUUAUAUGUCACACCCAUAUAAAUGAAUUUAUUCGAUCAGACAUUAGGCAAACCGUUAAUAAUUAACUUAUUUCUUUUUCUAAUAUGAUAUAACACGUCUUUACAUUUCACUUCGAAUAUUAAUAUUACAUAAGUGUAGCGAAUCCAAUCGCGAAUAUACAAGCAUAUUAUGUAUGUUGGUUUUGAGGUAGGAAUGAACCUACGCAACAUAAAUUAAGUGGGCAGACAGUAUGACCUCUUUUUUUUUCUUUAUUAUUAUUAUGUUUAUUUUUGUGUUUAUUUACAAACACGAUAUUUACUUGAAUGAGAUCUGACAGAGAACCGAUUUCAAUGGUAUAUAUCGUUUACGCGUGUAUACAGUAAUUUUUUAUUUAGGGCAGACCUUUUAUUAUAUAACACGCUUUAUUCCUUAAAUUUAAUAGUAUAUAUUACAGACACAUCGUAUGAUCUGUACAUUUUGUUAUAUGAUUUACGAAGAAUUUCUGAAAAUCACGGUUUGUAUACUCCUCAUUUUCGAGAGAUACUAAUGAUUAGUUUCUAUCAUCUUUGUAAAAUUAUUUAGUUUUAAGUAAUCUUUGUGUUUUCGUAAAUGUUAAUAUAGAUAUCUUAUUAUUUUUCAUUAAACAGCGGUAUUGCAUAUAUCUGUCUUUUAUCCGAAUCUUCCAUAAAACCUAAAUGCAGAUCAUAUUUAGUUGUAUAUAAAAUACAUAUUGAUUAUACGACAGACUGAUAUUAAAAAUCGUACUACGUUUGUUUAAUUUGAUGACCAUAGAAUCAAAUAAUUAUUAUAUGCAAAAGAUCGCGAUAGUAGGGGUCUGGAGUGUGACAUGACUGUCAAGAGGGGAGAUAUAUAAAUUACUCGACUUCCUUUCUAGAUAACGCAUAAAGGCAAUGCAGGUAUCAAGGAAAAAAUGUUUGAAAGAGAGAGAGAGAGAGAGAGAGAGAAAGAGAAAGAGAGAGAGAAAGAGAAAGAGAGAGAGAGAGAGAGAGAGAGAGAGAGAGAGAGAAAGAAUAAAGUAGAAAUUUUAAUAUGCUUGAGGAUCGUAAAUAACUAUCGUUAGCAAUACUGUUUGCACCGUAUACAACACAACAGUUACGACAUUGUUAAUGUCGAAAGGAAAGUAAAUAGUUUAUUUGUCUGAAAUCAAUGUGCUAGUCAGAUUUCCAAGGACGCACAAUGAUGCAAAAGAACACAAACGAAGUUUCUGAGUAACAGAAAAUGAUGAUACGUAUAAAAUUGCAUGUGAGAGAUAUGUUGUUGAAGGAAAAGAAUGAGAGAGAAAGAGUGAAUGAACGAAUUACGUGUAACAAUAACAGAAAACAAAAAAAAAAUACUGAGAAUAAGACUAUAGAGGUUUUUUCGAUAAUCCAAUGUGCUCUAGUAUAAUGUUACUUAUUAUUAUUAUUAUUAUUUUUAUUUUUAUUUUUAUUAUUAUUACUAUUAUUAUUAAUUAUCCAUCGCGUUGCCAAUAUUUGAAUGAACGCUAAAUCAAAGCUAACAUUUAACAAGUUUAGUAAAGUUUCGUGCCAUUGUUGUUUAUUUUUUUUUUUUUUUUAUUGUAUGAAAAUAAAAU